AUGCCGACAAAAGUACCUGUAGAAGAAGAACAACGACAAUUGCACCAGUUAGAAAUGGAGAUUCAAUACCAUGAAACCAUCGAACUCACAAAAAACAACUCAUCUUAUCAGCCACCAGUUAGCAAACAAUCACAGAUGGAACCGAAACUUCCUAAGAAGCGUGGUCCGAAAAAGAAGCAGAUGACACCAUCCCGUGUUGCACGUUUCAAAGUUCGCCGUAUCAAAGCCAAUGGUCGCGAACGUGAACGUAUGAAAGGUCUAAAUGAACAACUAGAACGUCUACGCGAAACAAUCCCGUGCUUUGCUCUUUCACAAAAAUUAUCUAAAAUCGAAACACUACGUCUUGCGAAAAACUAUAUUCAAGCUUUAACACAAAUGGUAUCCAGUGAUCAAAUACCUGAUAAUACACAAUUUGCUCAAUUACUCUGUCAAGAUUUAUCACCGAAUACAAUGAACCUUGUGGCUGCAACACUUUCUCUCAAUCCGAGAAUAUUACAACAAAAUGAUACACCAUCAUCACCGACGAAUAUGACAACAUUGGAUGAAUCCUAUCUGUUGUCAUCAGUGCAUCCACGAGUGAACAAUCCAUUGGAAUUUAUCAAUUUAAAACGAGUUAAUUUAACAAGCGAAAGCGAAGAUGACACGGGAAUAUUCAGCUUCGAUCAUAGCUCGUCGUACGGUGGUGAUAGCAGUACUGACGAGAUGAAUCAAGCGAUCGAACAAACUUCGUCUUUCUCACCGAAUUUCUAUUCAAAUGAACAACCAUUUGUAUAUCCUGAUCAUUCAUUUUAUUAUUAUCCAGGACAAUAUUGUUGA
Molecule: messenger RNA, 816 nt
Organism: Adineta ricciae
Lineage: Eukaryota; Metazoa; Rotifera; Eurotatoria; Adinetida; Adinetidae
Source: the annotation of a GenBank genome assembly